AUGAUGAUGAAAUGCUUUCACUCCGGCGAACGAUUUGGGGCAAAGGAAAUGAAUGCUUCAUCGGAAUCUUUAGCGACUAGGGAUUAUUCGGCUAGUGGAUAUUCUUCUCGAGUUAAUGAACCUGAUCCCAAAUUGGAUAACAGCAAUAUAGAAGAAGCAGAAUCCUCUCUUCGUGAAAGUGGUUUUCUCAAUUACGAGGAAGCAAGAGCGUUAUUAGGUCGAUUAGAGUAUCAAAAAGGAAACGUAGAGGGUGCACUUCAUGUUUUCGAAGGAAUCGACAUUCCUGCUGUGAUUCCCAAGAUCAAAAACUCACUUGCAAGAAGAUCAGAACUUUCAAGACGCCAUUCUCAAGGUGAUGAUGAUCCAUCGCCAUCCAUGUCAGUUCAUGCUAUCAGUUUACUCUUCGAAGCUGUUUUUCUCAAAUCAAAGUCGUUGCAAGCCCUAGGACGAUUCCGAGAAGCUGCCGAAUCGUGCAAAAUCAUACUGGAAACAAUCGAAUCUGCAUUACCCGAUGGAUUUCUUGAUUUUUCUUCAUAUUAUAAGCUUCAAGAAACUGUAGAUAAAGCGGUUGAGUUGUUACCUGAGCUUUGGAAACUAGCUUCAGAUCCACAAUCGGCCAUUUUAUCAUACAGACGAGCGUUGCUUUUCCAAUGGAAUCUUGAUAAAAAGACACGAAUGAAUCUUGAAAAGGAAUUCGCUGUGUUUCUUUUGUACAGUGGUUGUGACGCGACACCUCCAAAUCUUCGAUCCCAGAUGGAAAGUUCAUAUGUACCCAAGAACAAUGUAGAAGAAGCCAUUCUUUUGCUUCUGAUUCUUUUGAGAAAGAUUGUUAUCGGUAUAAUCGAGUGGGACCCAUCAAUCUACCAUCAUCUUUCUUUCGCUUUAUCGAUUUCCCAUGACCUAAAAUCACUCGCUCAUCAAAUUGAAGAAUUCCCACCUGGAAUCAUUGAAAAAAAGGAAAGAUACAGCACUCUCGCGUUAUGUUACUAUGGAGAAGAUGAAGAUAUGGUGUCGCUAAAUCUAUUAAGAAGUUUGUUAAAUAAUCAAGAAAAGUCAGAAAACCAACAUAACUUCGUUUUAGAAAUGUUACUCGCUUCCAAAAUCUGUAUUCAUCAAUCCGAUUCCCUUCAAGAAGGAAUCACAUACCUUCACAAACUCAUGAAAUCGGAAGAAAAUUGCAACGAAACAAAAAGCGUCGCUAAUUUUUUCCUUGGUGUCUCCCUUUCUGCACAAUCAAGAAACACGAAUUUGGAUUCUGAAAGGAUAAAAAUGCAAUCUGAAGCUUUAAACGCUUUGGAAACUGCACAUAAAAUGAAACAAGAAGAUGCCAAUGUUUUGUUUCAUCUUAGCCUUGAAUAUGCAGAACAGAGGAAGUUGGAUAUGGCUGCUUAUUAUGCAAAGAAGCUUGUGAAAGUUGAAGGGGGAGAUAAUGUAAAAGGAUGGAUUCUUUUAGCGCGUAUUUUAUCGGCUAAAAAACAAUAUUUUGAUGCUGAAGUUGUCAUUGAUGCUGCUAUAGAUGAAACAGGGAAAUGGGAUCAAGGAGAAUUGUUGAGAACUAAAGCGAAAUUGCAAAUUGCACAAGGCAAGUUGAAAAAUGGUAUAGAGACGUAUACUCGUCUUCUUGCUGUUCUUCAAGUUAGAAGCAAAAGUUUUGGGGUUCAUAAAAGAUUAUUAAAGAAAAGGAGCAACAAAGAAAGAGAAUUGGAAAUGGAAACAUGGCAUGAUCUAGCAAACUUAUACACUAGUUUGUUGCAAUGGCAUGAUGCUGAGGUGUGCCUAUCAAAAUCCAAGACCAUCGAUCCUCAUUCUGCAUCUAGGUGGCAUGCCAUAGGGAUACUCCAUCAAGCAAAAGGCGAAAAGGAAGAAGCAUUAAGCUCUUUUGAGAAAGCAUUAGACAUUGAUCCAAAUCAUGUUCCUAGCUUAAUAUCAACAGCCAUUGUUCUAAGAGAACUUAACGAUCGAUCAUUACCAAUUGCCAAAAGCUUUAUAACCGAUGCAUUAAGGCUUGAUAGAACAAAUUCAUUAGCAUGGUUUAAUCUUGGUCUUGUUUACAAGGUUGAACAUGGUUCAUCGUCUCUUGAAGCUGCUGAAUGUUUUGAGGCUGCAAUUAUGCUUCAAGAAUCCGAACCUAUUGAACCCUUUAGAUGAAUUAAAAUAUUUCACCUUUUUGUUACAAAACGAUUUGCUUUUGGGGAAAAUAGUCGUUUAGUUUUAUAAUAUUAUACAUAUACAAAAAAAAAAAGUUAUUCCACCAUUGUGUAAUUGUAUGACAAUAUCUAUUGUACUUUUGUAAUUGUAAUUUCUAUAUAUGUAUAACAUCAUGUCC
This is a messenger RNA of Lactuca saligna, 2326 nucleotides long. The record is from the annotation of a GenBank genome assembly. NCBI's taxonomy places the organism in Eukaryota, Viridiplantae, Streptophyta, Magnoliopsida, Asterales, Asteraceae.